CUAUGGAUAUUAUUCUGUGGACGUGAUAGUGCGUACAUACUUGUCUGUGCAUUGUCUACAUUCAUUUUGUACGUAAAAGAUGGCGGAUUGCAAGGAGAAUUCAGAAGAAACUAGUUGCUCAUCACUUGUUCUGAAAGUUGAUCCACCUGAGGAGAUACCAGAAAACAUUGUCGAAGAUCCAACUAAUAGUACUUUAGAUCAUCGAUCAUCUGAUUCAGAUACACAUGAUAAACCAGAAAAUCAUACAGUGGAAUUAAAGGAUCGUGAAUCUAUAUCAUCUGUCAAACCUCCUAAUAAGAAACAUUGUCCUGUGUUAGCUGCUUCAAAAUUGGGAAAUUCAUUCGGUAUCAAUGAAUUUUCCAAUAUACCUGGUAAAUCAAAGUCAUCUAUAUUAAGGCCGUCACAAUUAAGUGCUGUUGCAAACAAUUCUACAAGUUCCAGUGACAAAACUGUUUUACAACCUGCAAAAUUUCAUAAUCCUUUUACAAAAAGUGAUAAUUCUUUAGAGGAAGAUAAAUCUCCUGUAAAGAAUAAUAAGAAUGAAGCAAGCGAAAGUUCUAACAAGGAAGAAAAGUCUACAGAAGAUAUAAAACCAAAAUUUUUACCUCUUGGUAUAAAUGCAAAAGAAAAUGAAAAUAAUGUAAAUAGUACUGUUGCAUCCAGCACUUCUGCUCCUGGCUUUGUGUUUGGUCAGAAUUUAAAAGAACGUGUAGCUGUUUCAAAUAAUGCAGAAAGUUUGGAUAAAUCUGAAAAAGAUGAGUCAAAGAAUGAGGAGACCACCAACGAGAAUGGAUCUUCCGAACUUCUUUUCUCGAGUGCGGCUGCGAAUUGUAAUCGUGCUACGGUAAAGCCAGGAUUAACAUUAACUCAGGCAGCACAGGUGUUAGAAGAAGCUAACCGUGCAAACAAAAGAAAGUAUAGUCAAGUGACAUUGUUGACUGGUGAAGAAGGAGAAACGAAUGUUCUUCAAAUCAAUUGCAAGCUAUUUGCGUUCGAUAAGGUUAGCAGCAGUUGGCAGGAAAGAGGGAGAGGUACUUUGAGACUCAACGAUCGAGAUGAUGAAUCUCGGUUGGUUGGCCGUACAACGGGAACGCAAAGGGUGAUCUUGAAUACAAAAGUAUGGCCUGGUAUGACAGCGGAGCGUGCUGGACCUAAAUCACUAAGAUUAACUGCGAUGGAUGUUCAUGGAGAUAUAAGAAUCUUUCUUGUCCAAGCGGCACUUAACGAAAUUGAUCAACUACACAAUCUUCUUCUACAACGGCUUAAACGAGCGCAGGAACGACAUCCUAAAAAAGUAGCGACAGAUCACUGACAACCGAUCGACUGCUUUGACGCGAGAUGUUAACUGCAGUGCAUCAGUUUAAUAAUUUGUGCAACAUAGAAGUCAUUGAGAUAUACGGAGGAAGAAUUUAAGUCCUUUAAACAUAUACAACUCUAUCUAGUAUGCGCGCAAUAGUACGGCUAUGAUUUGUGCCUUCCUUCGAGAAGUUGCAGCAGCCUUCGGCAGUGUUUUUAUCACUGGAUUUAUCGAAAGAGGACACCGGUAUUUAUCGAAAAAAUAGAAGGAAACGAAGAAGAAAGAUAAGAGAAAACGACAAUCGAGUCGUAACAUAAGUUGUGACAAAAGUGAUUCCUUGUAUGAGUAUUGGAAUUUUUUCUUUUCUCGCGAAUACAAAGCUUUUGUAAUCAUUCCCAAUUGAUAUUCGUUUACUUGGAUUCUACUACUACUUUCUUAUUUGAUAAAAAUAAGUGUGUAUGUACAAAAAGAGAGUCAAGAUUUUUAAGAAUAAUAUCGAUUACAUACUUGUAAAAAAAAAAACUGCAAAGUAAAAUGUAAGUUUUUGAAUAAACUUAGCAAGAAUUUUA
Messenger RNA from Pseudomyrmex gracilis, 1866 nucleotides. It is a transcript of the gene RanBP3, whose product is annotated as ran-binding protein 3. The record is from RefSeq and is a predicted model, not a curated record. The coding region runs from base 80 to 1312 and encodes 410 amino acids. Lineage: Eukaryota; Metazoa; Arthropoda; Insecta; Hymenoptera; Formicidae. Gene Ontology annotation, biological process: protein export from nucleus. The transcript is spliced from 5 exons. Gene Ontology annotation, molecular function: GTPase activator activity. Gene Ontology annotation, cellular component: cytoplasm; nuclear pore.